Molecule: messenger RNA, 1529 nt
Organism: Paramacrobiotus metropolitanus
Lineage: Eukaryota; Metazoa; Tardigrada; Eutardigrada; Parachela; Macrobiotidae
Exons: 3
Coding region: 450-1529 (359 amino acids)
Source: RefSeq, a predicted model, not a curated record
UUAAAGUAGUUCGGUCCAAAAUGAAACUUUUUAUUUAAAAUGAGCUCAAGAAUUUUAUUUUACCCCUAACUGUUGCGUGCACGAAGGGUUGUCGCGCAGUUAUAUUAUAACUUACAAGUCAUUCGCUACAGAAUGCAAUAGAAUGAUGCAAAAAAGUGCAUGGGAGUGCGCGAAAGUGAAAGUGUUCGUGCAUGUUCUUGAAUUUGUUGCCAUAUAUAUCGGGGCACGGCCCUUAAACCUGUUUUUGUACCAAUAAAUUAUCGGAAUGCGAUACACUUACCAGAAUCUUCUGUCUUCACAUCGGCGAAACUGAGUUCACGAAUUCUUUUCGUUGUAUUCACGGAUUUCUCUUUCGAGACAAGUGUUGAGUUGCAGUCGCUUUCUAACAAGUGCCCUUUAGCAUUUGACAUUUUCUCUCCAAUGGAUUCUGCCCAGAAAUCGCUUCCACCAUGAACACAGCGGAGGCACAGGAUGUCCAAGAUUACAAAGUAUCCAGGACGGUGGUUACCGGACCUAGUCUGGUAGAUUGUUGUUCUCCAGAGGCUGUGUGGUGGCAGCUGUCCCGUAGACAUCCAGCGACACACCAGCGGAUUUCUCGUAAGUCCCAUAGUUUCAGCUCUUUUCCUUUGCGAAUCUUGUCGGUGAAUGCUCCUACCAUGCCUCAGUAUUCUUGUUCUGGCUGCGGUAAACUGUUGCAGGCCUGGGGAUCCCACAGACCCGUUUGCCCCAAAACCCUGUCGCGGGACCUGAAGCUUAUCUCGGUCGUUCCCUCCGGUGCGGUUACAUCCACCUCCACGUCCAGUAGGUCUGGAGGUGCCGCUCCUGCCCCACCUAUAGCCGCAUCUUUUCACCCGUGUAAAGAACGAAUACUACGUCGCAUUCCUCACGGUGCAAGACCCGCAGUAAGAUCCUCUCUACAGAAAGUUCUCCAGCAGGUCGCCACCAAAAACGACAGCCAAUCUUGGUUUAAACUGCUGUCGUUCUGUCCGAAUGCCCUCCGCCUGCCAGAAAAAGUGAUAUCCGAGCGCUCAGCUUCACUUGCAACUGCAGUGAAGAGAAACCUUGCUUUGUAUGAACAAGGUACAGAUCUACCCCCAAGCUCUCCGCCCCCUAGUCGGAAACAACGCUGCAGCGAAGAGGAUCUUGUUCGGCAAGUUGGCCAGAAAAUCGAUGAUGGAUCCAUCUCCGGCGCUAUGAGAGUUUUAUUGUCCACAGAUUCAGUGGCCGCCUGCACACCCGAAGUUCUCCAAAGUUUGCGCGAGAAACAUCCUUUAUGCCCCCCUCCAACUACGGCUCGCCACGCCACUUCUGCUGUCGCUGCGCCUACGCAACACUGGAAGCAUCCACAUCUGCUGUAUCAAAUUAAUGAGUCACUGCGCUCCUGUUUCCAAGAACUCAGUAACGUGCGGGUGAACCACGACGACUACCCAUGUUGGAGACAAGCAACUCUGCCAGUCAGUCGAGGAGGCAUUGGUAUUAUCGUCAAUACUUCAUCACCUACCGGCAGUGGACGCUUCCGAAGCAAUUGA